UCUCUCUCUAUACAGGGAAGACGCAUCCUGUAAUCAGGUCACACUUCACUGUAGUCUCAGCAUCCGUCUCUCGCCCUUUAAAGCAGAAGAAUCGAGACUUCAGACAAGCGGAAUAAUGGUGUGGAUGAAUGAUCUGGGAUGUCUUCUCGUCCCGUUGCUGAUGCUCGUACGGGUUUCCGUGCAGGUGGACGUUAAGAGCGGGAAAGAACCGGAGAAGACGGAGAAUUUCAUGGAAGAUGAACAGUGGCUGUCCACCAUUUCCCAGUACAGUCGCAAGAUCAAGCACUGGAACCGCUUCAGAGAUGAAGUGGAGGACGAUUACAUCAGAUCAUGGGAUGAAAGUCAAGGCUCGAAUGAAAGUAAGUCAUCUUUAAUAUUACUAACAUCUGCCUGGCACAUGAACUGCUCUCUGUCCUCGUACAGAGCUCCCCAACCCAAGUUGGAGGCAUCUGUUGUGACCCCCUUCCUUUUGGAGGUGCCAAGCGUGGGACAGGACAUGGACUUUGAGCCAGUAAUGGAGGGGCUGCAUGUGAAGCAGACCCAGAGGAAUCACAGAGGAAGCAGCCGACAUAAGGCCGAGCAUCCUCUGGAAAGCCCUGAGGGAACGUUGAAGCAGCAGGUCAUUAGACAGCAGCAGGAGAAUAACUGUAAACCUUGCCCAGUAUCUUCCUCUGGUCCCGUUUGUGGCUCUGAUGGACACAACUAUGCCUCUCAGUGCAAACUGGAGCAGCAGGCUUGUCUCACAGGAAAGGAGUUGAAAGUAAGAUGUGCUGGUCUCUGCCCCUGUACUGCCACCGUGGCUCCUGCUACAGACGUGGACAGCAAACAAGAGAGUUGCACAGGGCAGGACCUGGCAGAUCUGGGAGAUCGCCUGCGGGACUGGUUCCAACUGCUCCAAGGCAACGGCAAGCAGAACAGCACGGGGAAUCCUGUAGCCAGUUCUGCAUCAAUUGUGGACCGAACUCUUGUUGCGACCUGUAAGGACUCUAUUGGCUGGAUGUUCUCUAAGCUGGACACGAACAGUGACCUGUAUCUGGAUCAAGCUGAGCUGUCUGCCAUUAAUCUGGACAAGUAUGAAGUGUGCAUACGGCCCUUCUUCAACUCCUGUGACUCCUACCACGAUGGCAAAGUCUCCACAGCCGAGUGGUGCCUCUGCUUUUGGAGAGAAAAGCCUCCCUGUCUGGCUGAGCUAGAGCGAAUCCAAGUGCAAGAAGGAGCCAAGAAGAAAUCAGAUACAUACAUUCCCAGCUGUGAUGAGGACGGCUUUUACAGGAGACUGCAGUGUGACAAGAGCAGAGGGGAGUGCUGGUGUGUGGACCAGCAUGGAGGAGAGUUAAUGGGCUCCAGAAUCCAUGGCAACCCCGACUGUGACGAGGUGGUCACAUACUCGGGCGAUUUUGGCAGCGGGCUCGGAUGGGAAGAUGAAGAGGAAAAGGAGGCGGAGGAGAAUGGCGAGGAGGCUGAGGAGGAGGAAGGGGAGGUGGGGGAGGUAGAUGACGGCGGAUACAUUUGGUAGAACGAAACACGAUUCUCGCCUUGUCCGACGUAGCUUUCUGUGGCCCAUUUCUACAGAGGCAGCUCUAUCUUCUGACAUUAAACAGUGGACUCUGGAGGGUCUGUCAUCUUUAUACUGCACUCCAAACAGCAUUGACUUGGGGGGGAGGGUGGCUUGGUUAGUGUUAGCUGUAGUGAGAUUAAGGUAUUGGGAACGAGUUUUCAAUUAUUGAGCUUCUGAAUUCUUGUGAAACGUCAUAUUUUUGUUGUAAGUGCAAGAGUUUUCUCCUGAAUCAGUCUCUAGCAUCUGCAAACACGAGCUCAGAAUUAGGCGCUUGAUGUGAUGCAUUCUUAUGCAAGUCUAAUAAAUACAUACUAUCAUCACUAUUCGUUCGGAAAUGCCAAAAUGAUACCUGUUACGUCUAAAGCAAAUUUUUAAAGUAUGUAUAUAAAGAUAGACAGGCUUCAGGGUCUAACCUUUUUCAUUAGAUCUUCUGUCGACCAUCAGCAACUGCUUUCUUCGAGGAAUCGAGACUGCUGCUAAUGUUUUUGCUAUUAGAGUUUAUGUAAAUUGUUUAAAAUGUCCUCCAAAUGAUUUAGCGUAUAUAAACACAGAUUACUAUAAAGACAAAGAGACACAAAGUCCAAAAACCUCAGAGCUAAGUUAGCUUAGCUUAGCUUAGCUCAAAUAGCUAAGACUGUUACCCUGUUAUGUUCUGGCUGAAACAGUCUCUGCAUCAUUUCUUUGCUACCUUGAAGUAGAUAUAGUCAUAAAUGUCUUGAGAUAAAGUAGCCUUUGUCAAUGUAUUUGAAGAACUAUUUCUCCACGCUCACAAACUACAACCGACUUUAGGCUACUUCCCAGAAAUACACAUUGCACUUCUACAAGAUGAUCCUUGUCCUAAAGGCACUGUUUUUUUUCCCCUGUCUUUUGUGUAAUAAUGCACCGAAACCAGAGAUGGCAAAGCAUUAUAUUUUCAUAUAAAUUACGUCUCAAUGCAGUAGCUUUCUCCCUCACUCCGACGUCCAAAUCAUUGUUUUCUUUGAAAUGGACAGUAAUAAAUCCUGAGAUAUGUGCGCUCUGGUUUCAUAUGUCUGUCAUAAUAGAAUUUGCUUAUAUUCCACUAGGUCUGGCUGUAAUACGGUACUUCUGAUGCAACACAACUAUUAUAACGAGGCAGUGUAUGGAUGAACAGGAGAGGCAGGAAUGAGCUUUCAAAAAUGCGUUCCGACAUAUUCUCUCUCAUAUACCCAAAGGGACCAAUCUGUUUUUGUAGAUGUCUUCUAAUCAGAUCUUCCCAUCAUUUGCAGUGAAAGAUGGCUGUAAUGUUCCUAGGUGUAAAUCUGGUGCUGAAGGGAUUUAUAUUCAAGGUCUGAAUCGUAAAAUCUACGACUAAAGGUAAAGUACAUGAGUCUUGCAGUAAAAAAUAUCUAAAGCAUCAGUUUUUAUGGUUAAAAUGCUGUAAAACAUGUAUGAGUUACAGACUCGGUCUGGUAUGAUAAUUCACUCAGUCGUGAUUUCGAAGUUCCACACAGGCAAGAGAAAAUGCAUUUUAUAUGGUAACAUCCCCAACGUAAACACAUUCAUCAAUGUACCGCGUCAUCUACAGAAGAAAAUGAAUCCUCCAAAUGU
Molecule: messenger RNA, 3127 nt
Organism: Sinocyclocheilus rhinocerous
Lineage: Eukaryota; Metazoa; Chordata; Actinopteri; Cypriniformes; Cyprinidae
Product: testican-2-like
Exons: 12
Coding region: 116-1516 (466 amino acids)
Biological process (GO): anatomical structure development
Molecular function (GO): calcium ion binding; extracellular matrix binding; protein binding
Source: RefSeq, a predicted model, not a curated record